Cydia fagiglandana is the source of this 5987-nucleotide messenger RNA. RefSeq lists its product as uncharacterized. The record is from RefSeq and is a predicted model, not a curated record. NCBI's taxonomy places the organism in Eukaryota, Metazoa, Arthropoda, Insecta, Lepidoptera, Tortricidae. The transcript has 8 exons. The coding region runs from base 333 to 1445 and encodes 370 amino acids.
UUCGAUGCUAUUAAUUGUCCCGCGAGUAACAAGGGGUUUUUGUGGAGUCGCACUUGUAGGACCGAGAGGCGGUCGAUGCCGGGCGGGGUUGUGCCAUACGGCCUCAGUGUGCCUCGCGUCCGCCCCCACGACGCUCGCCCGCGCCCGGUGCACUCGCCGCGACUCGCUGCGACUCCCCGCGACUCGCUCCGUCUCGCCCGACGCGCCCAGCAUCGCUCAGCCCGCCCGUCGCGGCAUGUAGGAAAAACGCUACAGAUCAGGUGGCGAUGACAAAACGGGGCAACUGAAAACACGAUGCUAAGCACAGGCUAUUAAUCAGACAUUGGGUGGUGAUGGUGCUACCACCAUGGGUAUGGCAUUUCUGGAUGACACUGCUCGUCUGUUCCACAAGAGAAGGAAGCGGUCAGGCCACGGACGUGGAGGUGAAGCUGACGGCACCGAAAUGGGUGGCGCGCGGCGGGUCGGCCACGCUCCGCUGUCUCCACCAGGUCCCGCCGCAGCUCCUCUACAAGGUGGAGUUCCUGCGCUCCGAGUCCAAGCUGCUCCAGUACGUCCGAGAGCGAGUGCCUCCAUUCACUAACUACACAUUCCCUGGGGGCCGGUUGAAUAUGUCUCUAUCGACGGAGGACUCAAUCACCAUCGACAACUUGGACCCGUCCGCCUCCGGCCUGUACUGGUGCGAGGUAUCCCUCGAGACGCCGAUCUUCACGGCCGCGUCACCGCCCCACGAGCUGACUGUCGUCUAUGCGCAGAAGCAUCCGCCGAUCAUAACGUUCGGGAAACCGGACGCGGUUGUGGGUGGACUGUUGCGGGCAAACUGCACCAGCGCGCCGGCGGCGCCCGCGCCCCGGCUCACUUGGUACAUUGAUAAUGAGAAGGUGGACGAAGAAUCUGUGCGUUAUUUCUCCUACCGGGUAUCCAGUUCCACUCGUACGAAAGGAGGAGGGGGCUACCGGCACAGAAAGCACCAGCACCGCUACAUCGCCCCGGAAUUCAACUACACCGCCAAGUACUGGGCGCUCGUGAGUGAGACCACCGCCGCGCCGGUGAUCAACCACACCAAGCACACCAAGUGCACGCUCAACGAACACAGCGAGGAUGCUGCCAAGAUCCGCGAGCGUCCUCGCGUACCUCCGGUGACGCCGAUCUCUCUGUGGGUGUCGGUGGCGGAGCUGCGCGCGCCGGCGCACGGCCGGCUGCAGCUCACGUGCACGGCCACUAUCCCGGACAAGAUCGGCCCGGACGAGCGUUACGCUGACAUCAAGAAACAAACCGUUACUGUUGCUGUAAAUGAGUUAAGUAUAAAGAGGCCACAUUCAGAUUCAAGCCAAGGUAAUUCAACGUCUACCUGCCUGCAGUAUUAUGGACCUCUUUGGUUCCUCAGCUGGAGUCUGCUAGUCAACCAAUAUUUCUCACCGUCAGCCCUAGGAACUAUUGAGCUUUAAAAUCGCAAACAUGUGUACCAAUUUAUCAUAAUUUGUUUUAAUCAAAGCGCAAGCGUUCAUCUGCUCCGCGGUAGCGCGUAGCAACUUAAUCUAAAGAAAACACUUAUCAACGAGCCGUGUACUUAAUUCAUCUCUUUUUGUAUUAGUUGUGUAAAAUGUGUGUAAUCUAUUUUUCGGUUUAUUUUAUGUUUCUUUACAAAUUUUUUUUGUCUGUUACCUUCCGUGAUUAUUUCUCACUUGAUGGUCUAAUCGGAAGAUCAGCGCUGGAAGUCGCCAGCAACAUGCUGAGAUGGGACCAUUUCGUGACACUUUAUUUUUCACUAUGUUUUUUCUAUGUAUGUCUGUUGUCUGUGUGUUUACGAAUAAAAAACUAUUCUAUUCUAUUCUAUUCUAUUCUAAAUUCUCUGCCAGCGCGGGCUACGCGCUACGAGCAUGACCGGUAACAUGGAAAAGCGCCUACGAACCAACAUACUUAGCGGGUGGCUGGUAGUGAAUGUGCUCCGCGCACGACAUGAAUUAAAUGGGUAACUCGGCUAUGUGACUUGAUAUUGUUUUUUUUUUUCGGUAUAUUAGUUAUUUUUCCCAUGACAAUACGAGUAUUAACUUUUAAACUAUAAUUAAUUUAUAUUUGCCCUCGUCUCACGUUCAAGGUAAAUGGUUGUCCUGUUAUUUUUUAAGUUCGUAUUCUGACUCAACAGUUGCCUACAUAGUUCACACGUUUUGCUUCUUUAAUAAUUGUUAUCAAAACAUUAUAAGAUUGAAUUGUUGUUGUUUUUUAAUACUUUUACGCCAUUAAGUACUUAAAAGUGUCUAGAGCUAAACUAGAGCUCAUAUUUUUAUUAGAUAUAAAGACGUCUACAUAUAUAAUUAAAUACAUACUAGUCAAUUAUUAUUUUACCUGAGCUUCUUACAAUGUAAGUCAAUUAUACGACUUUAUACUUGAUCUUAUUCUUCUCCGACAGGGUUACAUAAAACACAACUUUAAUAAUACUUAUAGAUGCAGUCUAUCCCCUAGAUAAAAAGCAUUUUAUGCCUUAGCAUGUUAGCAUCAUUCGUGUGUAUUUCGCAACUGGGUAACAUCAAAACUAUAAAGGUUUUACCUACCAAAUACGAGUAUAUAGCAUUCUAUUGGUAUCAUUGAAACUUCUGAAAUUAAUAGCUCAGUUAAAAAAAAUACCGUUACAUAAAAUUAAACACAUGGUUCUACCUACUAACUAUCACGCCAGUGUUAUUUUAAUCUAUUAAUAGAAUAAUACUACAUAUCAUUUCAUAAUUUAAAUGAUAUUGUGGAAACAAUAAUAAUGUCACCUAUUGAAUUAUUAUCUGAUUGAACACUUGAAAUAAUACAUUGAAUUCACAGUGAUAUUUUAUAAUCAAGUUAGUACUGGAUGCUCAUUGCUCAUAUGCAUAAUCUAGUUAAAUUCAUGAAAAUUAAGUGGUACGCAAGCGUGGUACGAUGCUAAUAAUAAUGCGACGGUACAAACCCAUCAUAAUACAUAAUAAAUUCAUGUGAAUACUUUUGGCUUGUAAGUAGAUAAAACCCAUUUAUUUUUCUAGACGGUUUAUAGCUUUAUUUUGAUCUGAAUGUAAAUGUACCUUAGUAUUUAUUUAGUACCUAGUUCUUUUAAAUUACUGAAAAUUAAUGUUUUUCUAAAAUACGUUUCUUUUCAUACCUUACGGUAAAUUGUAGGCUUUGAUCAGUUUGUAUUUAAAAAUAUAGUUAUUGAGAACCAGCAAACCCAAACCUUGCGUUGUUAAAAUAAGACAAUAAGGACAGAAAAUGUAAUGUUUGUCGCCAUUUAAACUGCCUCUCGGAUUAAAAGUAUUUAUGUAUAAAGUUAAAGCCAAAGUAUUGUACUUAAUAACAUAGGUAAUACAAUAGUUGCAUACAUUUAUGAGUAGGUACCUAGUAAAACCCUCAUUAUUAUAUCUAAAUGGUUGUUUUGUCCUGCACUAUUUAAUUAAAUGUAAACAAAACGGAAAAAGAAACAUCUACUUACACUUUACUGCAAAUUAAUCUCUUGAACCAAUUUUAAAAUUAUCAAUACAUUUAUGAUCACAGAAACAGAAAAUAAAGCAUCUCGAUCUCUAUUACAUAAUAAUCUAUUACAUAAUCCUGCCACACACACACACACACGCACACACACACAGAAGAGAACACUGAACAGAUUGCUUCUAUAGGGUUGUAAAGCUCUUAGAUUUAUCGAAUCGAAACUGUGUCCGAUACUGUUGCCCAAUAAUUUAUUUUAUGUAAUAAUUUAACGUUGUGAAAUGAUACUAACUGUAUAACUAUAAAAGUUUUAUAAUAAACUACGUUAGAUAUAUAAAAUAAAACUGCUUUAAAAUAAAUUGUUACGGAUGUAGCGCACAAAACUUGGGAACGUUCGUAUUUGUCAUGCUAGUUCAGUCAAUGUCAGUACUUUUACCGAGACUGACUGAAAUAGCAAGACACGUUCGUAAGUUUCCGUGAAAAUUCGAUGGAAAAUAAUUAUGCAAUACAUCUGUACUGCUUUAAAUGUUGUCCGAUUUCGUUGAUAAAAAUAAAUCGAUUCCCACUGUCGUUAAAGACAAUUCAUUGUACCUAACUAUUUCUUUGAGUGAUAUGUUUUUUUUAUUACAAAGUGAUAAUUUUUACCAUUUUAUGGUACAAUUAAGGACAUACAUACCUAUGUUUCAAUAGACCACCGUAAGUAAAGUUAUGCGUUAAACCGGAGGCACGCUAAUUAUAAUAAAUUUAUAUUCAAAAGAUUUUAGAUUACUUACAUUAUAAUUUUCAUACUUGGUAAAAUAUGAUAUGAAAUACCUAAGUAAUACUGUCAAUGUUUCAAAGUUUGAGUUUAUUCUUGCCAAGCAACUUGAAAAACAUAGGACUUCUUCCGAGUCUCGAGGACGAGAGUCUCGUAAUUAAUUUUGGAUGCCACGUAUCAUUAAUCAAAUCGUUGUCUGUAGAAAUCAGUAUAAUAUACAUCUCUUUGAUUCUUUACCUUUUUUAAGUACCUACCUAACGUUCUUACAUUUAGGUUGAAGUAACUAAUAUAAAGUGUUUCUAUAAUCCAUUUCAUUUUGUAUAAAAAAUAAAUCUGCUGGUAUCCACUAUCCAACGAUUCGUAUUUCUUAAAUAUUUCACUUCAUGGCUUUUUGUAAAUAUUUACUUAGGUACUUAUUCUCGCCAUCAGUCAUUAACAACUCCAGAAUAUUACGUGUUGGUAGGCAAAUUUAAAAGUGAGACAGUAUUUUAAGAGUUCAAUUAUUAUGUAUAGUCUGUGUAAUUCAGCAGAAUAUUUUCGAUAUGAUUAGAAUAAAACUGUGAAAACAGAUUUAUGUAUGUUAAAGUAAUCAUAUGAUAUUGCCAAAGAAGGGUUUGACUUUAAACAUGGCAUAUUCAGAGCUUUAGAUAUUUUGUUGCGGUCACUUGAGAUAAACCGUGUCAGAUUGAAAUCAAAUAUAAAACUAAGGCAUGAUUAUAAUAUUCGAUACUUUUAUUGUGACCCUAUAUUAAAACAAUUAAGGUGAAAGUAGAGGACCCGCGAGAAAUCGCAUUUUCAUACAAACGUAAUCUUCAUAUUCCUCUCUGGAUAUUAACAUUAUUGAAAAUAUUUUGACACAAUUUGUUAUACAUCAACCAUAGUUAGCUUUCCCCUUAACAUUAUUUAUCACUUAUUUCAAGUAAGAAAAUGCUUUGAGUUUAAAUUGAAUGCCCUGUGAAAAGUCAUUCUCGUCGAUUGGUGUUCAAAGUCUUCCUGCAGCUCUUUACACUGACUAUUGUAGAAAUUUAUUUGUUAGGCUAAAAGAUGUGAUAUGUUAGGAAAAUGUGUAUAUUUAACGCAAAUCGACAUAUUUAUUUUGAAAACAUUGAGCUAUUGUAUAGAUAAAUUAUAUUCAAAUUAUAUCAUAAUGUAUGUAGAUUAGACGUACUAUUUAGAAACUACGUCAACAGGUAGUACCUGUUAUCCAUUUUUGGGUCCCGUUAAGUUAAAAAAUGGUUAGGUACUAUACAUGUUCUAAUAAUUAAUUUAUAAAAAUACUGUACGUAAUUUUAAGUCAUUUGACAGAGCAGAUUAGUCAUUUAAUAGAUUAUUUUCAAAAUAUAUUAUAAAUGUUGAGAUGCUUGAGUCAUAUUUUAAAAUUGCUUACUAUCUGUACCUAAAUUUCUUCAUUAAGUACUUAAAUAAUGUAAAAUAAUAAAUAUGUUGUCUUGAUGUUGCCACACAGAUUCGUUGCAGUUAUGAAAAUGGGACCCUAAGUAUUUUGCGUAAUACAUUGAGAUUUAGAAACUUAAAUUAUAUAUUAAGGGCAAGAUAUUGAGAUUAAAUAAUGGCUGCCGAAGUCGAUGUUACAUUCCACAACUACAUCUAGUUAUUCUCAAUACUUGUCCUUAAUAAAAAAUAAAAUAAAUAUUGUACCUAGCCCCAGCCAACAGUAGGUAAUUUCCAUUUUGCCAUAAUAUUUGUUUUGGCGAGUCCUUAAAGUGCUACUGUAUACAUAUUAUUUACGAGAUGGAUGGACGUACAAUGUAAUUAAAAUAAAAAGCUUAUUAUGGCA